AUGUAUUCACGACGUACAAUGCUGCUCUCAUAUUUUCUAAUAUGUUUGAUAUCGGCUUCAACUGCUUCUUACCAGACUGGUAAAGGUAGAUUUGAAAGCAUCAAUGGAAAUCGAUACACAGAUGCCAAAUCAAUGGAUGAAAAUGACACAAAAUUCUUUUUAAACCGAAAUCGUGAGCGAAUGCCACCUUCUCAUGAUACUCCAGCAUCGUCAUGUAGCUGCAAGUGUGGCGAACGAAAUGAUGAAUCAAGAAUUGUUGGAGGCAAUACUGCUAUUGUUAAUGCAUAUCCAUGGAUGGCUAGAUUAUCAUACUUUAACAGAUUUUACUGCGGUGGGAUGUUGAUUAAUGAUCGUUACGUCCUUACUGCAGCUCAUUGUGUAAAGGGUUUUAUGUGGUUUAUGAUAAAAGUCACAUUUGGUGAACAUGAUCGCUGUGAUGACAGCAUGCGCCCUGAGACAAGAUUUGUGCUAAGAGCAAUUUCGCAAAAAUUCAGCUACAGUAAUUUUGAUAAUGAUAUGGCAUUAUUAAGGCUGAAUGAUCGCGUGCCUAUUACAGAUCAUAUUCGACCUAUAUGUUUACCAACAAAUAAAGCUGAAUUAUACACCGGAAAAACAGGAAUUGUAACUGGAUGGGGAACAAUUAAAGAAGAUGGAAAACCAUCUUGUGUACUUAGAGAAGUAGAAGUGCCAAUUAUGUCAAAUCAGAAUUGUAUUGAAAGAACAAACUACACACAAAAAAUGAUAACAGAUAAUAUGCUUUGUGCUGGAUUUCCCGGAGUUGGUCAAAAAGAUAGUUGUCAAGGUGAUUCAGGUGGUCCACUAAUUGUUGAAAGAACUGAUAAACGAUACGAACUUGCUGGAAUUGUGUCAUGGGGAAAUGGAUGUGCUCGACGAGACUAUCCAGGGGUUUAUACGAGAGUUACGAGAUAUUUAGAUUGGAUCCAUGAGAAUUCAAAAGACGGUUGCGUUUGUACACAGUAA
Chironomus riparius is the source of this 981-nucleotide messenger RNA. NCBI's taxonomy places the organism in Eukaryota, Metazoa, Arthropoda, Insecta, Diptera, Chironomidae. The record is from the annotation of a GenBank genome assembly.